Molecule: messenger RNA, 2642 nt
Organism: Triticum aestivum (bread wheat)
Lineage: Eukaryota; Viridiplantae; Streptophyta; Magnoliopsida; Poales; Poaceae
Exons: 6
Coding region: 816-2474 (552 amino acids)
Biological process (GO): regulation of DNA-templated transcription
Molecular function (GO): zinc ion binding
Source: RefSeq, a predicted model, not a curated record
GUGGCUACAGGUAGCAAACGAAGGGGGAUUAGAUGAUUUGCCACGCUUUAUCAGGGGAGUAAAGUGUGAGUUAUUAAGAUCUAAGCAAACGAAAUGCUCCCCGUGCCUCGGCCCUUCCGUUCUCGCUCUCGCUCCUCGCCGCGGCCCAGCCCCCCUGCUCCAGUCCGGCGUGCCCUCGCGUCCCCACUGCCCAGUCUGGACCUCUCCAAGCACCGUUGAGGUGAUCCCCACGCGGGGGCGUAGGAAGACCGGCGGCCGCGGUCUGGACCGCGCCCACACCCGCCACGCGCGGCACCUGCUCGACGGAAUGCCGGCCUCGCCGCCAGACGCCAUCUUCUGCGCCACCAACGCGCGCUUCUAACCGCGGCAGCGCCGGCCUUUCCCCAGUGCGAGCGUGCGCUUCUUUGGCGCGGCGGCACGGUGCCGUCCCCGAGAAUCCAGGGUCACAGCGGUGAACGAUAAAAGGGGGGAAAAUGGAAAAGAUAAAGUGCCGCUAUUUACCUAGGGAAAAAAACCCCAGAAAGGCAGCUCGGUUUUCGCAGAUCGACCAGAUCGCCGCCUCCUGCUUUCCCUCAAUCCCUCGCCCUAAUUGCUGAAGGAGAUUUCUGCGGCAGAAAAACAGUCUCACCGCCUAAACCGCUGUGGUCGCCGCCUAUCACAGUGGUACCGCGCGGCGCCGCUCAUCACAGUACACCGCGCGGCGCCGCUCAUCACAGUACACCGCGCGGCGCCGCCGAAGGAGAAGACGACUUGGGGGUGGAGUGCCUGCCGGUGUGCCUGACCCAGCUCGAGGACGGGGAGCUAGGAGGCGAGGAAUGGAUGAUGGGAUUGGUGGCGUUCAAGAAUCAAGUGACAUGUCUAUUUCGAGCGAUGACGACGGCAUUAAGCAACAAAGGGAAAGCAUUGUGGAGCUUGCAUACGGCCGUGCUGAAGCUCAACCAGAUGGAUCACUUGGAGAACCUGAAGUGGGGAUGUCCUUUGGUACCGAGAAUGAGGUGAGAGAGUACUACAGCACAUAUGCUAAAGCAAAAGGCUUUGGUGUGACGAGAAGGAGCUCAAACCGUGAUGAUAAUGGACAACUGAAGUACCUUACGUUUUCCUGCUCUCGCUAUGGUAAGGCUCAGCCCAACUCAGGAAAUAUGUUGAAGCCAAGUCGAACAGCCGGGACAGGAUGUAAAGCUAAGAUCAAUAUUACCCGUGCUCCUGAUGGGAGGUUUCAUCUUUCGACGGUCAUUUUGGAUCAUAAUCAUACAUUAAGUCCACUUAAACCUCGGCGGUUCAGAUGCAACAAAAAGUCAGACUUUCGUGUCAAGCGAAGGCUUGAGCCGAAUGGCCCGGCUGAAAUACGAGUAAACAAGAGUUCAACCAUACCUCGUGUCACACACUUUGACAUUGAGAAGCAAUUUCAAUCAGCCUAUACAAAUUCGAAGUUCAAAGAAUUUCAAGAAGAGCUAACACAAACUAUGUACUGUGAUCGGAAGUUGAUGGAAAAGGAGGGGGCGAUAGAAACGUAUGAAAUCACCGAGGAUGUGCUGAUUGACGAAGAUAAAGGAUGGAGAAAAGAUGUUGUGCACCAUGUAUACUUCAGUGAGGAAGAGUUUGAAGUUAAGUGUUCAUGUCGCCGCUUUGAGUUCACUGGUAUUCUCUGUAGGCAUGUGUUAUGUGUGCUCACUCACAAGAAAAUCAAGGAGGUUCCUCCACAAUACGUCUUUGAUCGGUGGAAAAAAAAUGUGAACAGAAAGCACAACUUUAUCAGAUGCACAUAUGGCGGCAUGGAAGACACUCCUGCUGCAGAACGUUUUGAUAGAUUGUGCAAUUCUUUCUACCCAGUUGCAGAGAUAGGCGCCAUGUCAGAUGAUUCAUGCAAUGCUUUGAUGGAAGAGCUUCACACCCUGAAAAUUCGAUUCUCUAGCAACUCAAGUUCUGAAAAUGGUAAGGAACAUGUUGCUACACGGGAAGAUGCACCUUCGAAUGGAAAGUCAACAAGUAAAACUAUACCAAGUCCAAUAGCUGUCAGGUGUGCUGGAUGUCCUCCUUCACUGAGAAAAGAAUCUAUGCUUGAUAAGCUUAUUUGUCAAGCAAACGAAAAGAAGAAGGAAGCUGAACAAAAGGCUUCCUCCACGAAUUUGAACAAGAAAAGGCCCCGGAAAAAUAGAAAAUCAUCAGUGGAUGAUAUUCUAGAACAACAUGUUAUGGAACAUUCGAGUCAGCAACCUGUUUGUUUGGAUGGCCCAGCUAGUAGCAUUACAUCUCAGAGAACAUUUGACUUGGCUAUUACCACUAGCAACAUAAAUCCAUCUGUGACAGCUACAAUACCAUCCGGAGGUUCAUCGACAAUGGUUAUGCCUCAAAUUCUUGGAGAAUACACACUUAUGCCAUUUCAAGUUCAACAAGGAUCGGCUAUAGUGUCCAGCUCUGCAGAAUUACACUUUGAUGGAAUUGGAGGGCUCAACAAUACGGUGGAUCGGAGUUAGACAGGAUUUAUGUAAUUUGAAGAUGUUGGAUGCUGUAUUUUUAGUGUAGUAGCUGUAGCUGAUAGGCACCAGGGCACUAGAAUGUAGACACAUUUAUGUUUAUCUUCUGGUCUCUCCCCUAAGUACUAGAACUGAUUACAAAAUUAUUAUACAUUUGCAAUUUUUUAA